Messenger RNA from Daucus carota subsp. sativus, 2013 nucleotides. RefSeq lists its product as uncharacterized. The coding region runs from base 1 to 2013 and encodes 670 amino acids. The record is from RefSeq and is a predicted model, not a curated record. The transcript has 2 exons. NCBI's taxonomy places the organism in Eukaryota, Viridiplantae, Streptophyta, Magnoliopsida, Apiales, Apiaceae.
AUGCCUCCAGCACCACAACCACAGUCUCAACCCCAACCACAACAUCCAGUUUCUCCUACAGUCACCAGAAAACCCAGAUCAUCAACACCUAAACCAUCAAAGUCUACAAAAUCUGAUGCCCCCUCUACUAAGAAGACCAGAACCUCUGUUGCUACACAAGUUCUGAAGACAAAGUCUGAUAAACCAGUAAACUCUGAUGCUGUAAACUCUGAUGUUGUACACUCUGAUCCUGUAAACUCUGAAGUUGCUUCUCCUCAAAAGCAGAAAAGAAGGAGACUGGUUGCAGCCUAUGAUUAUGAUGAUCUUGACCCUGCACAUGAAAUAAACUCUGAACCUUCUCCUGCAACAAACUCUGAAAAUAUACAGACCAGUCCUCAAACAAAGCCAGCAAGAUUCAAAAGAAGGGCUAACAAGGCUAAGAGGACAAGGGUGCCCAUAACUGAGAUCACAGAUUUUACUGUUGAAGAAGAGCAAGCACCACCCACUACAACUCCUGAUGAUCUAUCUCAAGCUCUGAUGGUGCUUCCUCUUCAGGCUGUUCCAAUCUCUGCUGCCACAGCAUCCUCUACUUCAUCUGAAGUAGAUGAGGAAAUUAUAUGCAAGGAGAAAGCUACAGAUGAAGCUGAGACACCAGUGUCUGAUUGUAACAAUCCAAUAUCUGAUCAUGGACCCUCCACACCAAUUCCUCAUUCUCCAAUGAAAAUUCCUGAGGGUGCCAUUGUUCAUGAUACAGCUCCAGAAAACUACAAGUCUGAUGUAGUUGAUGAAUCUGACAAGGUGGCAUUGGAAGCCCUGCAGUCUCUUGCUAAGGCUGGUGAAGAGCCUAGCAAAUCACAGUCUGAAGCUCAAGACAAAUCUGCUAAAGAUCCUAUUGAGAAAGUUGAUAAUCCUGCAUCUGAUAAUGAUGAGGAUGAUGAAAGUUCAGAUGAUGACAAUGAUGACAAUGAUGAUGAAGUUCCUCUGUCACAUCUACAACAAAAAUGGGAAUCUACCAGCCAGUAUAAUGCUAGGCUGCAAAUUCUUGACACAACCUCUGAGCCACUUCCCAGGGAUCUUCAGGUUGAUCCACCAAAUGAGGACCUAACAAAACACAAGAAUCAACUUGGGUCACCUGAUCAUGGGAGCUUUUCAGGAUUCUCUCAGGAAGAACAGUCAUGUACUCCUAUACCCUCGAUUCUUCCAGAUUGUGUUGAAUCAUCUGCUGACCCCUGCCCUGCUGAACAUGCUGUCUAUCCAAAUAUAGACAAUGUCAUCUCUUGUUUUAUGACAACUAGGGUGAUCUCAAUGCUGGAGAAUCAUCAGAACUACUCCAACAAUGAACAGGUGGUGCUUCCUGAGGCAAUGCAAGAAUUUCUCAACAACCAGAACUUGCCUCCACCCCAUGUUCAACAUGUUGCUGUUCCAGUAGUUGCUGAAGAGGUUUCAGUGCAGCAAGAUGAGCCAGAAACUGAGCCAAUUAUUCAAGACAAUAUUCCUGAGGCUCAGACUACUCAAGUAGAGGAAGAUAUUGUGAUAAUGGAGGAUGCAGCUGAAGACUCUUCUGAACGUGAAGUUCAAUCUGAAGAAGGAGAGGAUUCUCUGCAGGACAACACCACUGACUCUGAAGAUGAAGUGGACAGUCCUGUCCAAACCACUGAAGCUGCAACAAAUGACAAUGUCAUGCUGGAUAUUGAUGAGCUCUUCACCAACACCUACAAUCCGGUGCUUCAGUCAGGUAUCCCUUCUGAUUCUGACAACUUGUCCUUUAGUGCACCUGAUGAUUGGGUUCAGAACUUACUAGACCUCAAUCCACUAUCUCCACCUCUUGCACAUGCCAAUGAAUUUGAAAUCCCACAAAUUCAUAACCAAGGCACCAAUACACAAAUUUCUGAAGCAGAAACUUCUCAGCCCCUUAGCCAUCCAAUUAAAAUUUCUGAGCGCGAGGGAGAAAGUGCCCUUAGUGCACCACAUAAGGAGGUUGUUUCUGAAUCUGCAGCUCUGUCUCCUAGUCAAGAAAGGAGAAUGGAACCUUAG